Haplochromis burtoni (Burton's mouthbrooder) is the source of this 1008-nucleotide messenger RNA. Its product is annotated as polymeric immunoglobulin receptor-like. The record is from RefSeq and is a predicted model, not a curated record. Lineage: Eukaryota; Metazoa; Chordata; Actinopteri; Cichliformes; Cichlidae. Bases 1 to 816 code for a protein of 271 amino acids. The transcript is spliced from 3 exons.
AUGGCACCAGCAGAGGUGAAUAACGAUAAUGAGAAAUUGGUCUUUAACACGCUCUACAAGACGAAGCCUCAGAAGAAAACAUGCUUUAAAUUUAAUUUUCGUGACACUGUACGAAUAUCAAAACUGAGAGUCAUGUUUCGAAAAGGGUAUGAGCAGACCUACACCGAUGAGAUCUUUACCGUGAAGGAACGCAUAGGGAGACAGCCACCAGUGUACAGACUAGCGGACCUUGCAGAAGAGUCUGUCAGUUGUCCGUAUGAGUCUCGGUACCACAACAGCCUGAAGUACAUCUGCAGAGGAAACCGGCCCUCCACAUGUCUGCAGCAGGCACUGAUCACCUCUGACACCAAACAAAAUGGACGAUUCAGACUUGAUGAUGACAAAGUGUCAGGAACAUUCACAGUGAACAUUAGCAGCUUGACUCAAAAUGAUUCAGGGUCAUACCUCUGUGGUGUCCAAAGAAACUCUGAGCUGGAUGUUUUCUCUGCUGUUGAGCUGGAAGUUGAAGAGUGGUGCUGUGUCAAAUCAACUACAAUAAAUGGUACUGCAGGAUAUCCACUAACUUUGCAGUGUCCUUAUCCUCGACAAUAUCAGCAUAACAGCAAGUUCCUCUGUAAGGGAGACCACCGCAACAAUUGCACAAAGAUGGCGGUGAGUCAAAGGAGGUUCACACUGCAAGAUGAUGCUACUUCCAGUUCUUUCAUGAUGAAGAUCACAGCACUGGAAGCAGAUGAUGCUGGGACAUACUGGUGUGGGACAGACUCACAGUGGAGAGUUGGAAACUACACCAAGAUUGAGCUGUCAGGUAUGCUAUGAACAAUUUUGUAUAUAUAAUGCAACUAAUAGAUGUGUAAGCUGUGUGCUUGUUUGGGCUCAGUUCAGCUGUCUGAGGUGUGAACAAAUGAAAAAAGAAAACUGUCUGUAUAAAGCUCACAGUGAGCACAACAAAUAGCACCACCGAAAUAGAACUACUGACAACCUCACCUACUCGUUACUUAUCAGAUGAAC